This is a messenger RNA of Plasmodium malariae, 3777 nucleotides long. Its product is annotated as phosphoglycerate mutase, putative. The transcript has 2 exons. NCBI's taxonomy places the organism in Eukaryota, Apicomplexa, Aconoidasida, Haemosporida, Plasmodiidae. Gene Ontology annotation, cellular component: cytoplasm. Gene Ontology annotation, molecular function: phosphatase activity. The record is from RefSeq and is a predicted model, not a curated record. The coding region runs from base 1 to 3777 and encodes 1258 amino acids.
AUGAAGGGAAACUGUUCGUACGAGAGAAAUCAUCCUUACAGUUCUAAUGUGAACGCACUCGCAUUAAAAAAAAAAAAGAUAAAUAAUAAUAUUAACAAAGACAAGAAUUAUCAGUACAAUAAUUAUGACAGAGGUACAGUCAAAAAUGGGAUUUAUGUAAACGGUUCGAGUGAAAAAAAGUAUGCUGGGAAUGAAGAAGUGCAAGAAGGAGCAGAAAAAGGAGGAGAAGAAAAAGGAGGAGAAGAAAAAGGAAGAGCAGAAAAAGGAGGAGAAGAAAAAGGAAGAGCAGAAAAAGGAGGAGAAGAAAAAGGAAGAGCAGAAAAAGGAGGAGAAGAAAAAGGAAGAGCAGAAAAAGGAAGAGAUAAGAACUACAAGUUUAACAGGAAAAAAUUUAGUAGUACUUCGUACGGUGAUUACGGAGAAUACAAUUAUUACACCAAGGAAAAUUACAACAUUGAAAAAUAUGCAAAGCCGAACUAUUAUAGCAAUUCUUAUGUUGAUUAUUCGAACGGAAAAGGGGUGGGUAGCAUUAGUAAUAAUUAUGGAAAUUAUGGAAAUUACAAUUACGGAAAUUACAAUUACGGUAGGUACAAUUACGGUAAUUACAGUAGUUACAAUUACGGAAAUUACAGUCAUAGUAACAAUAACAAUAAUAGUAACAGUAUGGGAGGUGGUAGUAACAAUAAUGGUGCUGAAAAGGCUAACAAGGUCAGCUAUGAAUAUAUAGCUAGUACAGACCACAACAAAGGGGAUGAUAAAAAGAAACAAAAAAAACAAAAAGCGCAUUACAGCAAUAAUUUAAUUAAUGAUAUAUAUUAUAAAACAUCUCAUUAUUUAAAAAAAAAUAGAAAGUACAUACAAGGAAUACUUAAAAAAAAUUAUGUCAUAAAAAUUUAUAUAGUUAGACAUAUGGAAGCUUUACAUAAUAGAGAAGUUAUAGAGAAUGGAAAUAUGUCUAGGGAUAUAAUUUAUAAGAAUUCUAAAUUUUUAGAUUGUAAAUGUAGUGAGGAAGGAAUAAAAAUGUGUGAAGAGUUAAGAAGUGACAAGAAUAAUAAAUUAUAUCAAGAUGUUAUUAAGUUAUAUAAUAAUUCCACGAAAAGAAAUAAUAGUGGGAAUAAAUCUUAUAAUCAGAAAGAUAAUAAAAAAGGAAUUUUUGAAAAAAAUAAUAAUUUUGUUAUUAUAUCUUCACCUCUUAAAAGAUGUUUAGAAACGAUGAAAUAUUUUUUUAAUUUUAAAAAAAAUAUUAUUAUAUAUGAAUCAGUACGUGAAAUGGCAGGAAAUUAUUACAGUGAUGAGAGAUCAAAAACAUCAGAAAUAAAAAAGUUUUGUGAUAAAAAUUUUGACGACUAUGAAUUAGUUUGCUUUGGAGAAAAUGAUAUUAUCGGGGCAGAUAAAUUUAGAGAAUCCUCUGAUCAAAUAUUCUGUCGUUGUUUACAGUUUCUGAAGCUUGCUCAUGCCUUGUCUCUGAACUAUUUUGCGUCUAUCGAAAGGGGCAUGCAAUCAAAACUUAGCACCAAAGAGGGACGCAGUGGGAGUGCCGUUAGUCAUGUUAGCCGUGUUAGCGGCAAUGGUGGUGGAAGUACGAUCGACCCCCAGAAUAAAGAGGGUAUCCAACGGAACGGGCAAGUAACUGCAGAAGGGGCAUCGGUAAAGGAACAUGAUCUACCUCGCACCGAUUCAGAUGAACACAAAAAGGAGCUGAACAUAAACGUCGAAAAUGAUUCAAGUAAAAAGAACAACGAUAGAGAGGUAGAUGUAUGCAGCGAUAAAAGAAGCAAACAUGAAAUGAUAAAGAAUGAAAAAGAAAACAAGCAAAAAAAAGUUUACAACAUCGUGUUGGUUUCCCAUAGCUCUUUCAUUCUUCAUUUUUUAGCCCUGUUAGAUUAUUUAAAUUUAGAAGAGAGAAAUUUUAAUAAUUGUGAUAUAAGAAAAAUUACAAUACCCUUGACAAGUAUAUUUUUAUUUUUUAACAAUGUAAUUAAUUUACAGCUAGUUAAACCGGUAUGUAUAAAUACCAUGCCCUUAAGUUUUAAAAACAAGAACAAAAUUUUAAAAAAAACUUAUAAAGAUAAAUAUAUUUACACUUUAAACAGCUACAACGAUAUGGAUGAGCUCACGUGCUUACAUGCCUGUACAGUCCUUAUAUAUCAGUAUGACAUGUUAAUAAAAAAUGAAAACAGUAGAAAGUAUUUGGAUAAAAUUAUGAAUUUUAUCGACUGUAAUAAUAGUCAUUUCCAACAGCAGCAACAACAACAACAACAGCAACAACAACAACAACAACAACAAAAACUGCUACAUAACUGUAAUAACAGUACCGAUGUUAGUUUUUCGAACGGUAUUUAUAAAAACUAUGUACAAAGGGAUAAACAGAACCUUGGAAGAAAUUUAGUUAUAGUAGAUGGAAGCAAAUACCUCACGUACUCAGAGGACAAAGGCGCUUGGGAGCUUAACAAGAAGGGGUUCUUUGUGGGGCAAAAUGUAGUCGUAAUAGUGCUCCCAGACGUCGAACCGAUCCCUACAAGAAAUGAUGAUACACCUAUUCCUGGUAAGAACCAGGGGAUGGAUAAAUGUGCAAGAGGUAGCUACAGUAAUGACAGAAAUGGUAAUGAGAAUGAAAAUAGAAAUGGAAGCAGCUGUAGCAGCAACAGCAGGAGUAGUAGUAGGAGCGGUAAAGCUAACAGUAGUAGUUCUAAGAAGGAAAAGACCCCCUUUUUGCAGAAUGUAAUUCAAAUUAUAGACAAUUACGACAGUGUAAACGAUUUGAUUAGAUCAAAAGACUUCUGGUUGACCUUAAAAGAUAACAUUCACAAAAUGAAUUUGUACUCUCUGCAAGAAUAUUUAACUAAAAAAUAUAAUCGAAUUGUAAACACUGAGAUGGAUGAUGAUAAUGUGUGCUAUAUCGAUUUAGUUGCGUGCAUUAGAAAUACACAUUUCAUGGAAAAACAUGAAAAUAAGUGCGAUAAAUAUUUCAAAAAAUUAAAAGAAAGAUAUGAUAACAAUGACUCUUAUCUUGAUUUAGAGAAAGAGUGUAAACAUAUUAAUGAAAACUUGUUAAAUAUAAUAUUCCCGUCUGACUAUGCUAUGAACAAUUGUAAUGAUAAGGGGGAGCGAAAAGAUACAAAUGAGAGAAAAAGUGAAAUGAACUACCAAAAUGGGGAAAAUCUACAAAAUGAACAGCAUCAGAUUAAGAGGAAAUUUAUAUAUAUACCAACAGAAGAGACACACAUGAAGCUGAAGGUGAAGAAGGAUGUACUUAGUACAAAUGCCCAAACUAUGAGUGAUAUGAAUAAGAACUUUUUGCAAGAGAAUAUUAAAGUGUUAAAAACCCUUCCACUAUUUGUUCAAAACUUAAACGUCGAAAUGUUUUAUCGUGAUAAUUACUUUUUCUUUCAUUGUUUACAUAAAUUCAUUAAAAGCAAAAAUAAAAUAGAAGGCCUUGUAAUAUUAAAGUUACUUACAUUUCUUGAUCUUUUAAAAUCAUUUAACAUUAAUACAUCAAAUAAAAUUGUACAGAAACUUAACAAGUUGGAGCAUCUAAUUGAUAAUAACACAAGCACGGAGGGAAGCAAAAUAAUUAAUACAUACUCAUGUGAUAAGAGAGGCGUCCUUGCAAAUAACACAUUGUACUAUGCAGAGGCGGCCAGAAAUUAUAAACCUAUCCAAGCGAUGAAAGGUCGAAAAAAGGGAAUAGUGAAUGAUCUUAACUACCUAAGGUACAACCUGUUGACAGUAGCUGGAGGGGCUGAAAAUGUGUACAUUUUAAAUGUUCUCAAAUGA